AUGAUGUCGUCCAACAAUACAGAAGGUCUCCGCAAAUUGCUACCGUCCGUUCGAACUUCAGAAGUGCCACCAUCAGAACCUCCUGCUCGAUCACAAACCGWUCCUCCAUCCCCCGAAGAGCACCGUCGUGAGAAGUCGCACCUGCACCAGCGGUUGCACUCUCACGGUUUGCGGAACAGAGCCUUCACCGGCUCUCACGGCCAUCACCAUCAUCGACAUGGUGCAAAAGAGGUGGUACAGUCAGCCAUAGAGCUCAAGCCACCGAUCAGCUUCGACAGCCUCUUGCGUCGCGAUAAGAAACACCUAGACUCCAGCCGACAUUCUAGCAACAGUGCGUCACAUAAUCAGCGGCGAACUGAAGAGGAACGGAGAGCCCAGCAGGCACAACAGGCCAGACGACGCCAGAUACAGCCCGAGGACGUCCAGAAGGCGAAGAGGGACAACGAAAGAAGGCAGAAGGAGCUCCGCGAGAGCUUGAAAAAUGUGGAGGAAGUCGCCAUGAGCAGCACACGCCAAUUGGACGAUACCUAUUAUGCUAUUCUGGAGAAAGUUUCCUUGUUGAUGUCCACAGUCGCAAGUCUGCAGAGACUGGCAGAGGAAAGUCGGAAUUUGCAUACCUCUUUUCGGGAACAGUCUGGUAGACUCGAGGAAGACACCGUGGGAACUUUCAAGGGGUUCGAGAAUUUCGACUCUCAAGAGAAAGCCAUCAACGAGCUACUUGUACAAUUGAAGAGCUCUAAGGACCAGAGAGAUAGGAUUGGGCAGAGACUCGAAGCGGCCAGGAAUCGUGUUGAAGCGUAUGAGAGGCGGGAAAAGGAGAAGAAGCAAAAGAGUCGAAUGCGAUGGAGUGUCAUCUGGGCUGUCUUUCUUGCUGUGGUGGCUCUGAUUGUGGCAUUCUUUACCACAAAGAAGCACGGGGCUGUCGGCGGCAAUGUACCGUCGGUUGCAAAGGUCCUCGAGCUUGCCUCCUCGAUCACUGCACUGAACCCCAUACCUCGCGCGACUGUGAGUGAGGAUCCUUAUUUGAAGAAGCUGUUUGAUGAGUUAUAA
This is a messenger RNA of Ramularia collo-cygni, 1050 nucleotides long. RefSeq lists its product as uncharacterized. NCBI's taxonomy places the organism in Eukaryota, Fungi, Ascomycota, Dothideomycetes, Mycosphaerellales, Mycosphaerellaceae. Bases 1 to 1050 code for a protein of 349 amino acids. The record is from RefSeq and is a predicted model, not a curated record. The transcript has a single exon.